AUGACAAGAACGAUAGCCGGCAUGCGCGCCGCGCGCGAGGAAUACCGCCGACUCAGGGCCAUGGGCAUCAACACGAAGAAGCAGCUCGUAACCCGUGCCAGGCGCAUGACUUGCCCACCUCUUCCUCGCAAAACUGCCUCAUUGACUCCAGCAAAGUCCAAGAGUCCUUCACCCAAGAGCACGCCAUCUAAGGCCAGCCCAACCGACAUUCAAAAGUCGAGAGGCAGGGAUAAGGUAGCGAGCAAGGGCAAGGCAAUCUUGAGUCCUGAACCCAGUGCCACGGACAGAAGCAGUGAAGCCGAAGACAGCUCCGCGGUGGAGUGUGUCAGCUCCGCUGCCAUGAAGACCAAGACCAAGACCACGGCGAACAAGACACCUGCAAGGGGUCGCAAGAGGAAGAUCGCAUGCAUCGACAGCGACGAGGAAGAAGAGGAAGAGGACUACCAGGAGGACGAAGAUGAGGAAGAGGAGGAGUAA
Sordaria macrospora k-hell is the source of this 477-nucleotide messenger RNA. RefSeq lists its product as uncharacterized. The record is from RefSeq and is a predicted model, not a curated record. NCBI's taxonomy places the organism in Eukaryota, Fungi, Ascomycota, Sordariomycetes, Sordariales, Sordariaceae.